Molecule: messenger RNA, 1083 nt
Organism: Boeremia exigua
Lineage: Eukaryota; Fungi; Ascomycota; Dothideomycetes; Pleosporales; Didymellaceae
Exons: 2
Coding region: 1-1083 (360 amino acids)
Biological process (GO): regulation of transcription by RNA polymerase II
Cellular component (GO): PcG protein complex; transcription regulator complex
Molecular function (GO): DNA-binding transcription factor activity, RNA polymerase II-specific; RNA polymerase II cis-regulatory region sequence-specific DNA binding
Source: RefSeq, a predicted model, not a curated record
AUGGUACACGGCAGCGUAAGGGAGCGCGAAGCGUUCCAGCAACCACCGCAGUCGGCCUACUAUCAGCAAACGCAGCCGCGUGCGUAUCCCGUGUCGGCCAGCGUUGCGCCUUCACUCUACACCGCACAACCACAGCACCCACAACAGGUCGAGUACCAGUACCAGCGACAGCGCCCGCAGUCACCCCCGUCGCCGCCUGCGGAAGAGCAAAAGCCGUCCCUGCCGUCAAUUUCGAGUCUGCUUGAGUUUGCUGGCGGCGAGAAGCCUGCCUCGGACGCUGCCGCCGCGAGCCCACAGUCACAACACAGACAAUCAUCCUCGCCACAACUGGGACAAUCACAACAAAGCAUUGGCACAAUGCAAAGACCACAGCAACCUUCCACCUACGUCGCAGCGCCAACAGUGACCAACAACACCCGCAUGACACUACCUCCCACCCCACCAAUGCACCCCGACGCCGCCGGCGACGGCCAACGGUCUCCCUCGUCCGCAUCGACUCACUCUGCCGCUUCGGCAGCCUACUUCAUGGGUGCAUCGCUCAACAACAUGGAGCCCCACCAGCAGCGUCAAGUUUUGUCAUCAAUGCCAACAAUGAAGCGGGACUCUAUUCCCUCGCAUUCCAUGUCCCCGUACAGCGGCUCAAUGUACGCCCAGUCGCCUUACCAGUCAUCUCCAGGUAACGCAUCAGCGAGCUCGUUCUACUCGCCUGAGCAGCACUCAUACAACAACGCCAGCAUGUAUGCUCAGCGACCCCUGCCUUCAAACUACCAGCCCACGAUGCCGCUGCCGAUGCCCCAGCCCAACAGUGCGACCGCCAACGCAAAUCCCUGGCAGCACCACCACUACAUCAGCACAUCCAGCCAGUCAGCUUUCCCCCAAUCCCAGGACCGCUACAUCUGCUCCACCUGCAACAAGGCCUUCUCGCGGCCGAGCAGUCUGCGCAUCCACAGCCACAGCCACACUGGCGAGAAGCCGUACAAGUGCCCGCAGUCAGGCUGUGGCAAGGCCUUCAGCGUACGAAGUAACAUGAAGCGCCACGAGCGGGGGUGUCACGCUUCCACCAGCACAACCAUCACGACAUAA